UCAACUCCCCGCCCCUUUCCCAUGUAUAUCUUUCCCUAUAUUUACUACCAAAACACACACACACUAAUCUCGCUGUCUUCUUUUGCUUCUUUAGAUCGCAUCACAGAGAAAGAAGAAGACACUUCCUUCUUGCUCCUCAAGCAAAGCAUCUCCACUUCAAGAAGAUACUGAAGCUGAGACUGGCAGAGGAGACCAUACGAUGCCAUUGAAAGGGGAAUCUACAGGAACCAGCUCUACUGCCUCGCCUGAUCUAUCUUUGACCAUCGGGCUUCCCGGCGUCGUCUCUUCUGGCACCUCCGGCGAUGACGGUCGCCUCCGAGCUUGCAUCGAUCUUUCUCUCUCGCGCGACAUGUCCUCGUCCGAGGUCAACGUGUUUCAGAGGUUUCAAGGACCACUGUCGUCUCCGACGCCAAUAAAUGGUGCUCCAAUCUAUCCCAAGUCUGGACUCCAACACCAGAUGUCUUCUUCUUCUUGUAAUGGUUAUCCGAACGAAGCAUACUUGAUGAGCUCCUACUUGCACUGGUCCAACGAGUACUUCCCUUGUGGCGUCGGAUCAUUGGAGGCCACACAAAGCUUGAUGAGGUCGAGAUCGACGCCGAGAUAUCCAACGAAGCGGAGCACCAUCAGGGCGCCGAGAAUGCGGUGGACAAGCAGCCUCCACGCCCACUUCGUCCACGCCAUCGAGCUCCUCGGUGGACAUGAGAGAGCGACACCGAAGUCGAUUCUGGAGCUUAUGGCUGUGAAAGAUCUUACUCUGGCUCAUGUCAAGAGCCACUUGCAGAUGUAUAGAACAACCAAAUCCACCGACAAGCCUGCAGCUUCCUCAGGUCAAUCGGAUUUGGCACUUGGAAACAGUGAUCUAACACUAAUGGUGCACAAAUUCUCAGAAGCACCAAACCAGCACCAUUAUUUGGACUCCACCACAGGAUGGAGUAACUCAUCUAGCAAAGGACUUUGGAAGGAAAUCAAUUCAGAUGCGCUUCAAUCGACUUCUUUUUCGUCACAAAUUGAGGAUCACUCUUGCACAUCAGAUGACGCAAAUGGUUCUUAUCAAGAACUAGUAAUCCCUAGCUUGGAGUUCACCUUGGGAAGAUCAAAAUGACAUCUCAAAUAGCCUGGAGUUCUUGUCGAGAUGAUUCUUUCAUAGUGAUCAAUUGUUUCUAUCCAUUAUAGCUUCUCUCAGUUUUUGUUUAAACACCAUUCUUCUUGUAUUUAUAAAUGGCCACCAACAUAAAAUAUAAAGAUCAUGUAAUUUAGCACUCACAUAAGAAGAUCAUGUAAUUUCAAUAUGUUUUCUUUAAUUUCUUGGGAGUACUGUUCUUUUUAGUACUAUUUCAAGCAUGAAAUAUGGAAGUGUAUCAAAAUUAUGUGUUUGUAUAAGAAUGCAGAUGU
Messenger RNA from Musa acuminata AAA Group (dessert banana), 1392 nucleotides. RefSeq names its product transcription repressor KAN1-like. Lineage: Eukaryota; Viridiplantae; Streptophyta; Magnoliopsida; Zingiberales; Musaceae. The record is from RefSeq and is a predicted model, not a curated record. The transcript is spliced from 6 exons. The coding region runs from base 200 to 1102 and encodes 300 amino acids. Gene Ontology annotation, molecular function: transcription cis-regulatory region binding. Gene Ontology annotation, biological process: regulation of DNA-templated transcription; abaxial cell fate specification.